Malus domestica (apple) is the source of this 1091-nucleotide messenger RNA. The record is from RefSeq and is a predicted model, not a curated record. Lineage: Eukaryota; Viridiplantae; Streptophyta; Magnoliopsida; Rosales; Rosaceae.
UUCAGCCAUUUAUGAUGGGAAAAAUGGAACAAGUCAUUCCCAUGCAAAUAGAUGUCUCCAAAACUUUCAAGAGCACUUCUGACAAAGUGUUGGACUUCUUGGUAGAUUCAAUGUUCGAAUUCGUCGAUCAAGAGUAUCUUCCAUCUCAGAGCAACUUCAGGCCGGUUGAUGAGUUGGGAGGAGUAGUUGCUGUCACCAGCAGCAUCAGAGGGAAAAUCCCAGAUGAUUUUCCAGAGGGUGUCUACAUAAGAAAUGGGCCAAACCCUCUAUUUGGAGGAUUUAAAUCGACAAGAUCUGUGUUUGGAAGGUCAAGUCACAUAUGGGUUGAAGGAGAAGGUAUGCUACAUGCUUUAUAUUUUAGUAGGGACGGCGACGUCAAUGAUGGAGGCUGGACUGUCCGGUACAACAACAGACACGUUGAAACGGAAACGUUCAAGCUUGAAAAACAGAGAAACAAGCCGUCUUUUCUUCCCGCCAUAGGCGGGGACUCGCCGGCUAUUUUGGCCGCUUACCUCCUCAAUUUGUUGAGGUUUGGCAAAGUGAACAAGUAUUAUAGUAACACCAAUGUUUUCGAGCAUUCGGGGAAGUUCUACUCCGUAGCAGAAAAUCACAUACCUCAAGAGAUUGACAUCAUUACAUUAGAAACUUUAGGCAACUGGGAUUUCUCUGGAGCUUGGAACAGACCUUUUACCAGCCACGCUAAGAGAGCUCCAGGCUCAGAGGAGCUGGUCAUUCACGGAUUUGACGCAGGAAAACCAUAUAUGGAAAUUGGAAUAAUUUCAGCUGAUGGAAAGGAGCUAAUUCACAAAGUAGAUCUCAAACUCAGUAGGAGCAGCUUUUUCCAUGAAUUAGGGAUCACAGAGAGGUAUAAUGUACUCAUGGAUUUUCCUCUAACUUUUGACAUAAACAGACUCGUUAACGGAGGCCCAUUAUUAGAGUACAAUCAUGAAGGAUAUGCACGAAUCGGUGUGAUGCCACGCUACGGCGAUGCAGAUUCAAUCUGCUGGUUUAAAGUUGAACCCAAUUGCACAUUUCACAUAAUCAAUAGUUUUGAAGAUGGUGAUGAGAGGUGGAUCGUUCCAUUGUUGUAG